AUGAUCUUUAUAUCAUGUAACCAAAAUAUAAAAAAAUCAAACGAAAAAUUUCCCAAUUUACCGGCCUAUGAAAAGUAUAAAGAAUUUGAUAAAAUUCAAAUUAUAGAUUAUUAUAGUGAUUACUGUGAUAAAUUAGAUCAGUUUAACGAUGAUGACAAAAAUCUUUGCAAAAAAAUUGCAAGUUAUUUAAAACAAUUAUCUGUUAAAAGCGAAAAUGAAAGAAAAAACGGAUGUUAUUACUUUACCCACUGGUUCUAUGGUCAAAUAGGGAAGAACUAUUAUAAUGGGAAGGAACUAGAAAAUAAAUAUGCCAGAGAUGAACUGUUUAACUUAGUAGCGCUGAUAAUUAAAGAUAAUGAUGUUUUGAAACACUGUGCAUGUUACGAAUCAGGUAACCCGGAAGUAUGGAAAGAAGAGAAAGAUUUACAUGAUUAUUUU
This is a messenger RNA of Plasmodium gonderi, 438 nucleotides long. Its product is annotated as variable surface protein. The annotation marks the transcript as partial. The transcript has 2 exons. The record is from RefSeq and is a predicted model, not a curated record. NCBI's taxonomy places the organism in Eukaryota, Apicomplexa, Aconoidasida, Haemosporida, Plasmodiidae.